AUGUUCAAUACAUUCAUAAAGGGUGAGACUCCAUUCCCAGAAUACCAGGCUAUAUUUAUGCUGGAUGACAUCCAGUUUGCAUAUUACGACUCAAAUGAAAACAAGGUUGUACACAGAGGUUUUCAUGUUCUACAGAGAAUUUUGGGAUGUCAGUUACAGGAAAAUGAGGACAUAGGAACUUUAACACACAAAGAUGCAUUCAACGGGGCAAUUGGAGAUGUCCGUUAUUACAAUCCACAAUCUGACAGCCUUUAUACUGACCAGGUGUGGCCAGAUGCAGUGGAUGGUAUAUGGGUUGUGAGUGUGCAUAUAGCUUUUGCAUAUUACCAUCCCUUGUGCAUUGAAACCCUCAAGACAAACCUGGAGAAAGAGAAGAAUCGUGUUCUUAAAAAGAUGAAUCCCAGAGUCAGGCUCCUCCAGAAGACACUUCCAGACCCUGGUGGGGCCAAAGUGACCUGUCUGGCCACUGGUUUCUACCCCCGUCACAUCAACCUGACCCUGCUCAGAGACGGCCAGUCUGUGUCUGACCACCAGAUCACUGGGGGGGAGCUGCUACCUAAUGGAGAUGAGACGUACCAGAUGAGGAAGAGCCUGGAGGUCAGUGCAGAGGAACUACAGCAUCACCACUACACCUGCACAGCUGAACACCUCAGCCUGGACAACAAGCUGGACAUCAGUUUAGAUCAUGAGUGGGAUUCAGUCACCACAUCCAUAGUGCCCUCCGUGCUUAUUGCUGCUGGGUUACUGUGUCUUGCUGGAGUUGGUGUCGGGGCCUUUGUCCUAUGGAGGAGGACCCGAACAGGGGGUGCUAAGGGCAACAUUGAACUACAGAAAUUGACCCGUGGUAAGAUGUUCAUCUUGAUGAUGGCAGCUCUUGCUCUAAAUGAAUUGGGAAUGGAUGACCAGCGCUCCAAAUCAGAUUCCACCUGCCUGAGAGUCCAGUUGAAAUUAAAAGAGACGGUUGAUUGA
This is a messenger RNA of Alosa alosa (allis shad), 969 nucleotides long. Its product is annotated as major histocompatibility complex class I-related gene protein-like. Gene Ontology annotation, cellular component: external side of plasma membrane. The transcript is spliced from 5 exons. Gene Ontology annotation, biological process: immune response. Bases 1 to 969 code for a protein of 322 amino acids. Lineage: Eukaryota; Metazoa; Chordata; Actinopteri; Clupeiformes; Clupeidae. The record is from RefSeq and is a predicted model, not a curated record.